AUGGAGAAGGACACCAGCAGCAUCAUUAAGGAACGUAAGAAAGGUGGAGUGAUGGCUACAAAGGGACGUCAAAGAAGCCAGGAAACCAGCGACGAGGACGCUGAGGACACGACUGAAGCCCUUAAAGGUACGGACUCACGGCCUGACCUCCAUCUGCCGGAUGCAUCCUCUCCAUCACCAUCUUCCUCCGCUCUUCUUCUACCAGCCAUGCAGCCUUCUGUGUCUGCCUCCGCUCUCCUGGCACUUGCAUCCCCAGCAACCAGGCGUUCCAUUUCCAUGGGAGACUUCCGGAGGGUAACGGCAGCUCUGUUAGCUGGUUCUGACCCCCCAUCCAGGUCUGCCACGGCCCCCUCCUCCAAACUGGUCACUCCCAGCUCCAGCAUGGAGUUCGAGGCAGCUCGGCAGCGUCUGCUGGAGGUGGAGGAGCGGCAGCGGGUCAUCAGAGAGAUGGAGCGGCGGCUGGAGGAGCUCAGGGAGAUGUUUGUGCGCUCGGAGCAGCAGGUGGUGGUCCACGGGGAGCUGGUGUCACGGAUAUCCACUGCAGCGCAGCAGGGAGAGCUGUAUGUGGCAGAGAACACCCAGCGGCUGAAGACAGGCAAAAGGUUCAAGAAACAUCGACCCGCCAUCGUCUUCUCCUCCAUGCUUGGACUUCGCACAUGCCUUCCCUGGCCGGUGAAACUCAAAUGAGAC
Nematolebias whitei (Rio pearlfish) is the source of this 690-nucleotide messenger RNA. RefSeq lists its product as uncharacterized. NCBI's taxonomy places the organism in Eukaryota, Metazoa, Chordata, Actinopteri, Cyprinodontiformes, Rivulidae. Gene Ontology annotation, biological process: regulation of cell population proliferation. Bases 1 to 687 code for a protein of 228 amino acids. The record is from RefSeq and is a predicted model, not a curated record. Gene Ontology annotation, cellular component: nucleus. Gene Ontology annotation, molecular function: DNA binding. The transcript has a single exon.